AUGUCUGAAAAGUCCAAAGCUGCUUUCAACAACUACACCGAACCAGAGGCCGCUAGCGCUGCACCACCGCCAUUCGCACAAGCCGUGCAAGGUGGCCCGUCCCCAGUUCCCAGAAGCCGAUUUGCAUCCAUCACACGAAAUGGACUUGAUCGCAUUAGACUCAUCCAUUUCAGUGAAGUAGAAAUGGCUGCUAUUCACGAAGUCAUCAGGUCGAAUUGGGAACAAGGUAUAGACAAGGUAUACCCGGGUGAGGAAUCACGAGAAAUCAAGUUGAAAGGAUAUGCAUGGGGCUAUGAUUUCAAUGGCAACGAAGAAGCCAUUUUGUUGGUGCUUCGUCUUUUAGAGGCUUUGUUUAAUAUGGGUUGGAUGCUGUACUCGCCUAUCGAAGUUACCAAAAGAGUGUCAACAAAAGAUGCCCUCAUCUUUCGGCAACAAAACCACAUUCCCCAUCCUUGUGAAUGGAUCAGCAUAUCCUUCCACGGUGGAGACAAACUCAAGAUCCUCAACCACCCACCCCCAGACUUGUCCGCCGAGGUCAUCGCGACUUUCAUCACAGACAUCCAGAAACACGAAGUCACGCCAGAACGAACAAAGAUCAAGUUUAAGAAGUUUCCUUGGGGACCCACCGGCUAUGACGAUGUCGAGAGCCAGCUGAAGCUCAUGGCUUUGCUCGAAGUUGUAGAGAGGUAUGGUUUUACGCUUUAUGCAAGGACGACUGCGCGUUAUAGUGGUGAGACGAGCGAGUCGAGUGUUUUGGUCUUUCAGAGGCGGCGCGACUGGGUGCCAGGGACACCUCUUUAUCACUAG
Molecule: messenger RNA, 807 nt
Organism: Fusarium sp. VM40
Lineage: Eukaryota; Fungi; Ascomycota; Sordariomycetes; Hypocreales; Nectriaceae
Source: the annotation of a GenBank genome assembly